This is a messenger RNA of Lytechinus pictus (painted urchin), 1716 nucleotides long. RefSeq names its product dynein light chain 1, cytoplasmic-like. The record is from RefSeq and is a predicted model, not a curated record. Lineage: Eukaryota; Metazoa; Echinodermata; Echinoidea; Temnopleuroida; Toxopneustidae. Gene Ontology annotation, biological process: microtubule-based process. Gene Ontology annotation, cellular component: cytoplasmic dynein complex. Gene Ontology annotation, molecular function: dynein intermediate chain binding. Bases 4 to 426 code for a protein of 140 amino acids. The transcript has 2 exons.
CGUAUGUGUAUCAAAAGCUUAUUCUGCAUUUCAAUCUCGUCAAAGAAACGUCUCUUCAGAAUAUUUCGAUUUUAUUGUCUUCAUUUUUGGACUCGUCAACAAAUUCCUACAAAUUCAAUCAUGAAUCGCGGUUACUCGGGAAUGUCGAAUGAGAAGGACAAAGCCGUUGUCAAAAACGCUGACAUGGGCGAGGAAAUGCAGGAAGAAGCCAUCAAGUUAGCCAUGGAUAAGCUCGGUGACAAACAGAACAAACCCGUCGAGAAGGACGUCGCUGCUUACAUCAAGAAGGAGUUCGACAACAAGUACGACUCAACAUGGCAUUGCGUCGUCGGGCGAAACUUCGGCAGCUUUGUGACUCACGAGAAAGAUAAUUUCACCUACUUCUACAUCGGACAGACGGCGAUUCUUCUCUUCAAAUCUGGCUAGAUGUUUGACAUAAAAGAUUUAGAUCCUUAGACACUAGAAUGCUUUCGCAACUGCAACGGGAUGGAUUCAAGAGCGCAGAAAAUGCAUUGAAAAACCCGUCAAAUGACACAAAACAGCUGGGAGGUCUUUGUCGAAAAUUGGUGACCCGGGACACCACUUUUGUCCCAAGUUUCGGAGCUGACGAAAAAUGGCAUGUCCUUUUUUCCAGAUACUAGAGCCUAGGACGAAGCUGCUGCUCCGAUUCACCAACCUCGACAAAGACUGCUUUGUCAUGAGAGGUACUUGACAAUACAUUAUCUAUGUUCCCGAAUCCGUCGAGCGUCGUAAAAUCGAAAACUCCCAGAUCAAACCUAGAACGGUAGAAAUAAAUAAAUGAAUGUUGGCCGUGGUCGUUAUCGUCAUAAUCAUUCACUGCACGCUCAAGUUCUGACGUCCGUUUCAUAAAGAUUUACAACUAUUGUAACUUUGCUAUUAUGGCAAUUACCAUGGUAACAAGGCUCAGCAGCCAAUCAAAAUCAAGGUAACCAUGGUUGUUGCCAUCGUGGCAAAGUACAACGGUUGUAACUCUUUUUGUGAAACGGGCCCCAGGGCUGUAAUAUUCAACACAAAGGUCUGUAUAAUCAUCCGCUAAACAGCCGAUCCUGAUCAUUGUAUGUGCAUUUUGAUCAACCAGGAUCCAAUCAGUGUCUUUUUUUCGUAUUGCUAUCUUUCUCAAACUUUGAUUCUUCUGGGUAUUCACUAUAUGUUAAAUUAAAGUCAUGAUCUUUGAAGCUUCGACGCCCACACCAGCCCUCAUAACCGAACUUUUCCGGGAGAGAGAGGAGGGUGGGGGGUUCUCAAUCGUUGACAGCGAUAAACAUACCAUAAGCGGCCUGGUAAUUUGUUAUGAAAGUAGACGAGGUAAACGGUGGUCACCAUGCACAUAAUUUAUGAAACAUAUCUAUAGACAUACAAAUAAUGUUUAUAUCAAUCAAUUGCCAAAAUGUAUUACUCCACUUAUUAUUUGCAAAAACAAUUGUUGUUCAUAUAUCUUUACUUCGUUUGUUUUAGAUUGUUGUAUUACGUACACAGCAUAUUGGCUGAUAAAAACCGAAAUAAGUAUCAAUACUGGUUUUUUUAAUUCUAUUCUUUUAGAUUUAAUUGGACAAAUCAAUGGAAUAUAUAGCAUAAAAACCUGUAAAUUGUGAUUUGAAAUUAACUGAAUAUUCUUUAAGAAUAUCAGACUAAUCAUACUUUGACAAAAAAUUUAUCAAACUAUUAAUUUCAUUGGUUGAUUGAUUGGUUGAUUGA